GGCGUCACUCCCAUUUGGCCCAAUUGGCAUGCCUCCUUGUGCAGAGCUCCAGUUUUGCAAGACGCUGCAGACUUUACAGAGCUUGACCGACAGGAAAACGUUUUUGACGUGCAUUACAAACAAUUGCUUUGCAGACUUCAGAAGAUUGAGUGGGAUGCAAUGCAGGAUUCCCAGCGUAAUGCUGCGCUGGCCGAACGGCAUCGGAUGGUCAUGUCCGACCCCAUGUUUUUUGAGGUCUGCAUAUGUUAUUUCAACUUGGUCAUUUCUGGUCUCAACAAAGGGCGCUUGCAAGAUGAUCCCAAGAAAAAAUUUGCAUGCAAGAGCGCUUCGACUUUUCAUAGUCGUGCAGAUCUUAUGAUGACGUUUUUGCACUAUUGCCCCAACUUACAGCUCAAGGCCUUUCCAGUGUUUGAGGAAGUUGUGUACUCCUUUAUGCAGCACGAGGAAGAUAAGGUCAGGUUGCCUUUUGUGGCGGUGACUGCGAAUGGAGUUUCAAGUGAGUUUUGGAGCCACGCUUGGAAGAGCGUGCUAGCCGAAGCAGGCGUACAGGUUGGACAUGGGAAACCUUUGCUGCCAGUCAGGACACCAGAUGGAUGGCAUCCGCUUCAUUGGUCAGCUGAAGAAGCAACCAGCUGGUUGCGUAGCCUUCGGCAGACUGGUGAGGUUCUCCAAGACUCCAGGCUGCAACUGCUUGGAACCCAUUCAUGCAAGUCCACUUGCCUGUCGUGGCUGGCGAAAUGGGGAGGCACUCCAGACAUGCGCAGGCUGAUGGGCUACUAUGUGGCUGACAAGAUGUCUACAAUGUUGACUUAUGGAAAGACAACACAAGUGCCGCUCUUCGUGAGAUGGAUGUUAUUCUGGACGCCAUCAAGGAGGACGAAUCUGGCCUCAAGUUCGCGUGUGGCAGAGAUAUCACCCGCAUUUACAUUGCACUGCCGUCCAGACCUCAGACACCCUGCCUAUCUGCAAGCAGUGUCUCAACAAGUUUAG
Messenger RNA from Cladocopium goreaui, 990 nucleotides. The record is from the annotation of a GenBank genome assembly. NCBI's taxonomy places the organism in Eukaryota, Dinophyceae, Suessiales, Symbiodiniaceae.